Molecule: messenger RNA, 3831 nt
Organism: Labrus bergylta (ballan wrasse)
Lineage: Eukaryota; Metazoa; Chordata; Actinopteri; Labriformes; Labridae
Source: RefSeq, a predicted model, not a curated record
CAUCCUCUGGCAGUCAUCCCCCCUCUCAGUUCCUGCUUCUAGCGGCUCCUCCGGGCAUGCUCCUUAAGCCAAAGUAUGGCCGCUUCCGCAACGAGUCUGUGACCUCCUCCGACGACCUGAUGCAGAGCUUAGCCAUGAGCGGCAAAGUUGUGGCCACACCGGUGGUCCCCUCCUCCAACCCGAGCCUCAAUCUGCCUCCUCUGGAUCCCAGUACCAGAUCCUCUUCCUCUGCUGGGGCUGCAGCUCUGGCCGACUCACCCUGCCUGGACGGGGAACAGGAUGCCACCACUACCUUUUGCAUGCUCAUCCCAAGGAUGCCCCAGUGGAAGUUCUCAAACUCUCUGCUUAGUCGGAGCCCAUCCAACUCCAGCUCUAGCUCCAGUUCUAGCAAGGACUCAGGGAAAGCUUCAGCAGCUCCUUCCCAGAGCUCUGUCUCCCUUUCCUCAUCAUCACACAGGCCUGGUGGUGUGACCUCUGCCAGUGGCACUGUGGCCAGUCUUGCAGCAGUGCUUAACUCCUGUGACCCUGUGUGUGUCACCCCCUGUUCUUUGCAGGCCAUUCGGGGACAGAGAGCAGUAGCAGCGGCAAAUUCUGCAAAUUCAGGAGGGCACAGAUUUGGGGCCACAGAGGCAAUGGCGAGCCCUGGGGGAUCCAGCAGUGUCAGGUCAGGAAUGAGCCGCCGGACAAGGGUGGAGGGCAUGUGGCUUGGGGGAGAGGAAAUCACCCAGAAGGGAAACUUUAUCCACAAACCCUCUCAAGGCUGGCUGCACCCUGACAAGAUGAUUGCAGGACCAGGGGCCUCUUAUAUCGUAAGGUACAUGGGCUGUAUUGAAGUACUGAAGUCAAUGCGUUCCCUGGAUUUCAACACACGGACUCAGGUGACGAGGGAGGCCAUCAACAGGCUGUGUGAUGCUGUGCCAGGAGGAAAGGGAGCUUGGAGGAAGAAGGCUUUUAACAAAGCUCUCCAGUCCAUCAUGGGAAAGACUAACCUGAGAUUUGCAGGCAUGAGUAUUGCAGUGAAUAUUUCCAUAGAUGGACUUGGUCUUCUUAUCCCCACUACGAGACAGGUGAUAGCACACCAUCCCAUGCAGUCUAUCUCCUUUGCCUCAGGGGGCGACACGGACACACCUGAUUAUGUUGCGUAUGUGGCCAAAGACCCGGUGAAUCAGAGAGCGUGUCACAUCCUGGAGUGCUCAGACGGUUUAGCGCAGAAUGUCAUCAGCACUAUUGGACAAGCCUUUGAACUGCAGUUCAAACAGUACCUACACAGUCCUCCCAAAACCAUGGCAUCUAUGGACAGGUCUGUCAGGACAGAAGAGCUGAUGUGGGGGGAGGAGGAGGAGUCCUCUGAACAUGACUACUACAACAGCAUCCCAGGGAAGGAGCCUCCUGUUGGAGGAGUGGUGGACUCCAGACUGAGGACCAGUGGAUCAAUGCUGGGUCACAUCCACACCCAACCACAGGCAAGCAAGACAGCAGCACAGAUGGGCUCACCAGCCAGGAGGGAGCCAGCAUCUUAUCCUCCUGGUCAGCUGUGCUAUGAACUUCACUGGGACACAGAGACAACCAGCGGCUCAGGUCUGACAUCAGAUGGGUACCUGUGUGCAGAUGGACAGGCACCAGGCGGCAGAGAUUAUGAAGAGCAUCAGUACGUUAACACCCAGAGUCUGGAAAAUCUGGAAGCACUAGCCAUGGGUCCUGAUGGACACAGAGGGUCCAGGGCCCUGGACAGCCCAAAAAAGGACCUCUUUGACAUGAGGCCCUUUGAGGAUGCUCUGAAGCUCCACGAGGCCUGUGGUGGAGCUGCCGGGUCCGGUGUAUCCACUACAGCAGGAGGAGUUCGAGUCAUGGAGGACCAGUGGCCCAGUCCUCCACGUCGUCGAGCUCCUGUUGCCCCAAAUGAGGAGCAGCUCCGCAGGGAGGCGUGGUACCACAGCCGCAUGAGCAGGCGAGAUGCAGAGAGACUCCUGGUCCGGGAUGGAGAUUUCUUGGUCCGGGAGAGCACCACCAACCAAGGACAGUAUGUGCUAACCGGAAUGCACUGUGGUCUCCCCAAACAUCUGCUGCUUGUGGACCCUGAGGGAGUGGUCAGAACCAAAGACAUGCUAUUCGAGAGCAUUAGCCACCUCAUCUCAUACCACCUGCAGAAUGAGCUGCCUAUUGUAGCAGCAGAGAGCGAGCUCCACCUCAAACAGGUGGUCAGGAAGAAACAAUGGAUACUAGACUACCCCAUGCAAAAUCUACAAAAAACAUAACUUAAAAGCAUUUAUCCCAGAUGGAUGUUUGGAUGGAAGAAUGGAUAACUCUGAUAACUUUUUCCGUAAACAAUUCUACUAAACGGAGCAAAGCCUCUGACAUCCUCCUGUACGUCUUCUGCUUUUGGACUGUCAGGAUCAACAAAAAGGAUCCCUCAUCUGGCACAAACUUCUCAGCAUGCAGUUACAGUACUAAGCUAAAAAAGAAAAGAAAAAGAAAACAGACUCUGCAGUUUGAUAUUUUUUAUCCAGUGAAAAUCAUUAUCUACCAACGUCAACUGAAGACUGAACUUCAGAGAAUCAAAUCAGGAUUUGAUCCACGGAUGGGAAAUGUCCUACAUGCCUCUAUCGAUGAAGUGCUUCCAGAAACAUCACACCCGUUGCCCACUGAACAAGUAACGGACAUCACAAGGACAAACUUAUGUGAUGUAAUAUCUGGGACAAACUGUUAUCAAACUCAGAUUAUAUGAGGAUAUUGUGUAGGUCUUUCUGCAAAAGAAAUUGGACUAUAAGAGACAACUGGGGGAAAAAAAUCGGAUUAUUACACAUAAAAAAAGACUGUUCAUGGUUAUUUUCAGGUCUUCAGUACCUGACUCUGAGAUGGCACAAAGGAAACCCCCUUAACACGAGUCAGUGCUGGGUGAAUUAGCCACAUUCUUCUGCCUUUUUUCCUCUAAAUACAAAACCUCUAUGUAAACAGCUGACUGGAUAUGGAGUUUAUUGACUUGAAAGUGGGAAGUUUAGUCACAUUUACCAUAAAUAUGAGUCAUUUGUGUUGUGUUUGUAAGGGCUGUUAAUAAUUUAAAGUGUUGUGUAAGCCUGAGAACCUGUUACUGGUCAAACUGCACUAACAUGAACGCUCUAUCCUGAGUUAAAAGGACUUCUCUAUAAAAACACUCAGUAUAUCCAUGCCUGUAUUUCCACAGCCUCACUUACUUCAGUGCCUUAAAGACUACAGAGACAGGCGUGUGCCAGUGUAUAUAAUAUGCAUUUAUGCUCCUAAUGCAAAACACUAGUUUUCAUGCCAUGCCAAUGAAUGACUGGACAAACUUCAGGAUGAUUAAGCUCUUAUUCUUGUAAACAGUGAUGUAAGCUGCUCUUGUUUUGUGUGUUUAAUACGUCUUAUUGUGUCAUGAAUGCUGUUGUAUUUGUGUGCGUCUCUCACAACAAUCCCCUCAGUUUUAAUGCAAGCCAUAAAUAGCAUCGGUCUGCAGUGAUUGAUGAGAAAGACUGGGGAUUUGGACAUUAAAUUAAAUCCAUUAUUUGUCCCAGCUCGGGAAUACAUGACUGUAUUGAUUAUCCUUUUCCCACUUCUGUCUUUAAUGCUCAGUGAUUUAAUUCUGCUUUUCUAGCCAAUUUCUGGCAAUCUAAUACUCAGAAAUCUUCCUGGAGAUAUGCCAUAUGCUUUUUGCAUUUCUCUUCGUGUAAUUAGAAACAUAUCUUUAUUAAGGCCUUCCACUGUUCUGGGCUGCAGCCUCAUGAAUGCACAGAGAGAUGAGGUGAACAACAAGGCCUUUAGGGAGGUCCAAAUGUUUGAUUAUUUCAGAUCUCCUUUUUGCUUUCUCAGGAAUUUUUA